Messenger RNA from Salvia miltiorrhiza (redroot sage), 1652 nucleotides. Its product is annotated as geranylgeranyl diphosphate reductase, chloroplastic-like. Gene Ontology annotation, molecular function: oxidoreductase activity, acting on the CH-CH group of donors, NAD or NADP as acceptor. The transcript has a single exon. Gene Ontology annotation, biological process: photosynthesis; chlorophyll biosynthetic process. Bases 242 to 1585 code for a protein of 447 amino acids. Gene Ontology annotation, cellular component: chloroplast thylakoid membrane. NCBI's taxonomy places the organism in Eukaryota, Viridiplantae, Streptophyta, Magnoliopsida, Lamiales, Lamiaceae. The record is from RefSeq and is a predicted model, not a curated record.
CAACUGCCAAAUUAGAUUAGCAACACAAUGACAGACUUUAUCGAAGAAAUCAAAGAUUCUUUCACUCUUUUAACUUGCACUACAAAAGGUAGUAAAGAUAUCACUUUUACAAUAGUAUUAAACUAAUUUGUACUACAAUCAUAGCAUUAAACUAAUCCUUCCUUGUUAGAAAUCUAUCUCAUUAUCAUCCUCUCCUAUCUCCACUUCCACUUUUGCAAACCCUAACUCAUAAGCCUUCAAAAUGGCAGCCCAAACUCUAAACAUUCAUCCCCUCCACUCUUUCACUCAGGCCUUCAGAUCCAAGACCUUCAAGCCACAAACAAUUAGAUACAGAAAGACUACCACUUUUACCAUCACUGCAACACUGCGAGCUGCAGUAAUAGGCGGCGGCCCAGCGGGGUCAUCUGCUGCGGAAGCUCUGGCCUCCGGCGGCAUUGAAACAUUCAUCUUCGAACGCAGCCCCGAAGCAGCAAAGCCCUGUGGAGGCGCCAUACCUCUGUGCAUGCUUGAUGAAUUCUCCAUCCCCUCUGACCUAAUUGACCGCAAAGUCACCCAAAUGAAGAUCAUCUCGCCCUCGAAUCUCACCGUCGAUUUCGGGAAAACGCUCAAGCCCAAUGAAUUCAUCUCCAUGGUCCGCCGCGAAGUGCUAGACAAUUUCCUCCGACGCCGGGCCGCGGACUGCGGCGCCACACUCAUCAAAGCCCUAGUGACAGGCAUAGACCUACCCAUAUCGGAGAAGUCCCCUUACAUAAUCCACUACAUCUCCAACAACACCCACAAUUCCCUCGCCGUCGACGUCAUAAUCGGAGCAGACGGCGCCAACAGCAAGGUGGCGAAGUCAAUCGACGCCGGAAGCUACACCUGCGCCAUCGCAUUCCAAGAGAGAAUCAAAUUGCCGGAAGAGAAAAUGAAAUACUACGAAAACCUAGCAGAGAUGUACAUCGGGAGCGACGUCUCCCCCGAUUUCUACGCGUGGGUUUUCCCCAAAUGCGACCACGUGGCAGUGGGGACGGGCACGAUUUCAUCUAAGCAGAACAUCAAACAGCUUCAAGGCGCAAUCAGAAACCGAGUGAAACACAAAAUCGAAGGCGGGGAGAUCGUGAAAGUGGAAGCCCACCCCAUCCCGGAGCACCCGCGGCCAGUCAGAGUCCGCGGACGGGUGGCCCUGGUCGGGGACGCGGCCGGGUACGUGACGAAGUGCUCCGGCGAGGGGAUAUACUUCGCGGCGAAGAGCGGGAGAAUGUGCGGCGAGGGGAUCGUGCGGGCGUCGGAGAACGGGAGGAGGGGGAUCGGGGAGGGAGAUCUGAGGAGGGAGUAUCUGCGGAAGUGGGACGACGAGUUCUUCAUGACGUUCAAAUUCUUGGACGUGUUGCAGCGGGUGUUCUACGGGAGCAACGCCGGGUUGGAGGCGCUGGUGGAGCUGUGCGGGAAGGAGUACGUGCAGCGGAUGACGUUCCAGAGUUAUCUGUACAAGAAACUCGCCAAGGGGAAGGCGGCGGAGGAUGUGAAGAUGGCGGCGGCGACACUUGGGAGCUUGAUUCGCUGUAAUAUUGUUGGGAGGGAGAUGCUCCAUUUCAAAAGCUAGUCUUUUUUUAAGUCAAAAAUAGAUUUUUCUUAUUUGUAUCACAACUUCGAAUUUCACAUAUUUAUAA